UCAGUAAAAGAGGAAAAAGCACAAAACAUGAAAAAGAGAAGGCUUAAAUGGAACAGCUUCAGUCAGCAGGUGCUGCUAUUGGCCGGUAUGUUGGUAAUGGAUUGGGUGAGACGGAGACAGAGUGUUUGCACAGUGAAGUCAGUGAAGAAAAGGGUGAUGAUAAUACUGAAGAUGCUGAAGUACAAUGUGACAUAGAUUAUAUGAAUGAGAAUAGAAGUAAUGAUGCUCAUCCUCUUUUGAUUUUCUAUGAUUGUGAAACAACUGGGUUCAGUGUCUAUAAUGAACACAUUACUGAGAUUGCUGCUAAGGUAGUGGGUGUCCUGUUGUCUUUAUUCAGUCAGCCAAUCUUUUCAAGUAUCAUAAAGACAAGCAGAAAUAUAUCAAAGAAAGUGUCUGAUGUAACGGGCGUGGUUGCACAUUCCAUAUUUCAAAAACACAUUCCAGUGAAAAACUCAGUCUGAAAGUAUCAGACUGAGACCAAAUUUGGAAUACAGCCUCCUUAUAUGGAAACACAGACCGUAAC
This is a messenger RNA of Amphimedon queenslandica, 523 nucleotides long. RefSeq lists its product as uncharacterized. The record is from RefSeq and is a predicted model, not a curated record. NCBI's taxonomy places the organism in Eukaryota, Metazoa, Porifera, Demospongiae, Haplosclerida, Niphatidae. The transcript is spliced from 2 exons. The coding region runs from base 48 to 461 and encodes 137 amino acids. Gene Ontology annotation, molecular function: nucleic acid binding.